Molecule: messenger RNA, 9500 nt
Organism: Podarcis lilfordi (Lilford's wall lizard)
Lineage: Eukaryota; Metazoa; Chordata; Lepidosauria; Squamata; Lacertidae
Source: the annotation of a GenBank genome assembly
AGGUAUCAGUGAAACUGCCCAGUCGCCGUCGACGCUCGAGGAGGAAGUUGGUGGUGGCGCCUUUGCAGCGAGGCGCGUGCCGCGGAAAUGGGGCGCCUCGGCCGGGCUUGGCUGGGCUUCGUGGUGCUGCUUGGAGCUCUGAUGCUCGCUUCUGCCACAGGUAAGGCACGCGGAGCCCUGUGCUCCCGAGGGGAAGAAGGUGGCGGGGUCCUUUUCUCUGCCUGCCCUCCACCCUUGCUCCUCCUGGAGAUUUCGCUGGCCUUUGGCUCAGGUAGACUUGGUUUGCCUCUUCUUAGUCCGAGCAGCAGGAUCGGAUCCAUGUUUAGGCAAAGUGGAACUAAGUGCAGUGGGGCUCCCAAACAAAUGUGCAGAGAGACUUGCACCUUUGGGGAUGUUAAACACCCCCCCCCCCACUUUCCAUUAUUAUUUCUCCGUGUAAGGUAAACAAGGCUUAACUUAAUGUCCUGCUUUGAGUGCAUGGCUGCAAAUCGUAUAAGCUGUCCCAAGCAUAUACUGAAUGCUUCCCCACCCCUCUUUUUUAACUUCUGGGUCGCCAUAAGUCGUGUUUACCUGGAGUAAAGCUCUUCAGCAGUGGCUUUCAGACUGCUCAACUUUAUGGAGUCUUCUCCACACUGAUUUAUUUGCCUUUAGAAAGUGCGAACACCACUGACUUACACUUCCUCCUUGCACCUUUUGGCUUUCACUUCAAAGCUGCCAAGUGACUAAUUUCAGUGCCUAAAACAUUUCUUUUUUUGGCGCGGGGCUGGGGGGACGACUUAGAACAUUGUGUUAAUAUCUGAUUUACUUUGAAGUCUACAAGAAUUAUCUGUGUUCUUGUGAAUGGGUACUAGUUGUUAUACUUCACUUUGAUCUCUUCAGUAAGGCAUCCAGUGAAUCUUGUAAAUAACAACAAUAAAAAAUUGUCUCUAAGACAGAAGGUUCUUACAUAAACCUGAUAUCUUGACAAUGCUUUCCUUUGAACCAUGGUUUAUAUUUAAAAUAUGUAUGUAAAAUAGCUUGACACAGACUGAUUUUUUUACCACAUUAAAAAACCUAGUCUGAAAAAGAAAACUUAAUGAAUCUUUAAUUAAGCUCUCAGACAUUAGUGCUAAGGAUCUGAUCUCCUGAAAAAAUCAAAGUAUAAUCUUCCUGACUGUAGCAAAACAGUUCUAUCAUGCAUUAAGAUGGGAUUUUUGGGAGCAAUGGAUAACACUUUAGGCCAGGGGUUAGCAAACUUUUUCAGCAGGGGGCUGGUCCACUGUCCCUCAGACCUUGUGGGGGGCAAGACUAUAUUUGGAUAUUAAGAAGAAGAACAAAUUCCUAUGCCCCACAAAUAACCCAGAGAUGCAUUUUAAAUAAAAGGACACAUUCUACUCAUGUAAAAACAUGCUGAUUCCCGGACUGUCCACAGGCCGGUUUUAGAAGGCCAUUGGGCCGGAUCUGGCCCCCAGGCCUUAGUUUGCCUACCCAUUCUUUAGGCUGUGAGAUUGAAUAUAAUUUUAUUAGGCUUUGGUAUUAGCUUGUAGUAAAUGAAUAGAAUGCAUAAUCUUAAAAGGUUAGGAAAGUGUUGGUAACUUGGGGCUCUUUUCAUGCCUCCUGGGUAUGCCUUGCAGUGCAAACAUUCUCAGGACUUCAUUUUGCGUAAAUGCAACUUGUACAAUUGUAAAAUGGCCUUAUACCAGUUCAUUGAAGGCUCUUCUUAGAUCACUAAAUGGACAUCCUCUUUUGCUUACUACUUUUUGUAAGAAUUGACUGGGCGGUCCAAGAUACUAAGAUUGGAUAAACAAAGUACCGGUAUUCACUUUGUGUCUAAACUGCUCGAUGUCAAGGAGUAUUUAUUUAUUUAUUUAAGAAGAGAUAAUGUAAGUUUUCUGCUUUGCAGUGGCUUCUCUGCAGCUUUUAAUUUUGUGAUGGUGUUAAUGGUUGUUUCUGCAUCUGUUAAGCUUCUGUUUGAAUCUAAAUGCCUUUUAUGGUUCCUGCAACUUCUAUCUGGGGAGCACAGUUAAUUAAGAAUAAUCCAAUACUUCUUUUCUAUGGCAUCUGUGCAUUUAGACUCUGGUUUUGUUGCUAUGUUAUAUCAGCUUGAGUAAUUUUCUAGAAAAACCACUCUCGUUUUUAAAAAUGGUUCAAUAUCUACAAAAGAUUUUGUAAUAUAUUUGCAGGAGUAUGGCACCCACCCCUAACAUCUCUUUCAGCAGAAGCCAAUGAAGUGGACUAAAAAGUCUGGCAAACUAGCUACACACACAAUUACUCAUUUAUACCACGCCAUUGAUGCACAUGAAGCUUUCUGGCGUAAAACCAAAAAGGCAGUUCCUGUCAUUCAAAGAACCUGUAUUCUGAAGUUGGAGGGUGGGGGGAAAGCAGAAGUAUGUCAGAGACAAGUACAUAUACCGUAUUUUUCGCUCUAUAAGACGCACCAGACCACAAGACGCACCUAGUUUUUGGAGGAGGAAAACAAGAAAAAAAAUAUUCUGAAUCUCAGAAGCCAGAACAGCAAGAGGGAUCGCUGCGCAGUGAAAGCAGCAAUCCCUCCUUCUGUUCUGGCUUCUGGGAUAGCUGCACAGCCUGCAUUCGCUCCAUAAGACGCACACACAUUUCCCCUUACUUUUUAGGAGCAAAAAAGUAAGUCUUAUAGAGCAAAAAAUACGGUACUUUGUUGUGGUUGGAGAUAAGCUGUACUUCCUGGAGUGAUAAUCAUACAGAAGGUCCCAGGUUCAAACCCCAGCAUUUCCACGUAGGGCUAGUAAACACUGGAGAGCUGCUGCCAGUCAGUGUAAGACAGUAUUGAGCUAGAUGGACUAGUGGUCUGACUCAGGAACGUACCAAGAGAGUGGGUGGUUUUCCUAGCCAGGUCUGCCUUGUUCCUUGGGAGUAUGUUUUGCCUUCUCAUACUCAUCUGUACUGAAAGGGUAGCUAUCACUUGCACACUGCCUGUUCACACAUAAUGUCACUAUAUCUAAACUAUCCACUGCAGCUCCUGCAAUGUGCCUUGGCGCCCUUUUCAAAUUUGACACUGGAGAUUGUGGUUUACAUCUUCCUACUGCAGGAGGAAUGGUGGAGCAACAUUCCUAGGGCUAAGGGACUAGAUUUGACUCUGUGAGAAAUCACUGGGUGUAGUUGUCUUGCAAGACCUAACUGCAGACGCCAACCUUGCUCCUGAGGAUUUCACAAUAUGUUGUAAAAAAGAGAGAGAGAGAGAGAGAGAGAGAGAGAGAGAAAGCAUUUUGUAAAAUUCUAUAUGGCUGGCCCUACCAUUGGGUAGACAGAGUUGGCUGCCAUAGUCUGCAGAUGCUGUAGGGUGUGGAACGAUGACAAGAUGUUGGGUGAUGGAGCUCUGGGCUGCAUGGCCUCUCCUGCACCCCCUAAGCUAGCCACCACCUCCAGGGCACAAAUGAGGUUGCUAUCCUAUAAUGGCUAUUUGAUUAAGAUCCAACCGUCAGAUUGGUUGGUUCCUGUACAUAGACCAAUGGGGUAUGAUCUUUUCCUUUAAGCUGGGCUGCAAAAUAUAUUGGGUUGGCUCUGCAGAGUGAGUUUAAAAGUGAAAUUAGUGUAGACUUCACAUUGUGACCUUUCUGUGGUAGGACAUGGGUAAUAUUUCCAGGGGCCAAGAGAACACUGGAGGUAGGAGUAGGAGGCAUGUUUCUUGCUAUCUCUUCUUUCCCAUACCUCCUGCUCAUUAUUUGUGUACACUAAAAACACUUGCUAACAAAGUGAAAACAAAAAAGUUUCAAUACUGGUUUUUCAGGUACAUUUGAGUGUGUGCUAUACAAAGCACAAUCUAUUCCAGUUUUCUCCUGCUCAUAGCGCUAAUGAAUGAGUGAGCCUUUUAGUCAGUGGCUCCAGUUAGCAUCCAGUGUUAAUAUCUAACUACAUAAUGGCAUGAGUUGCAGCUGUGUAACAACUUUGCUAUUAGUCAGGGCCAAACCCUCUUGCAACCGAGUGUGCUGACCAUGUUAGGUAGUGGGGAGCAGGCGUUGAAGAGCACUUUGGCUUAAUGCUCCACCUACUAUUGCAUUAGUUAGGCAGAACUAUGUGCUAUGAAUGAAACAUAUUGUCCCCAGUCCUGUGCUUACUUUAUAUCACUGAUGUAGAAGAAAGGUAAAGGGACUCCUGACCAUUAGGUCCAGUUGCAGACGACUCUGGGGUUGCAGCGCUCAUCUCACUUUAUUGGCCGAGGGAGCUGGUGUACAGCUUCCAGGUCAUGUGGCCAGCAUGACUAAGCCACUUAUGGCAAACCAGAGCAGCACACGGAAAUGUUGUUUACCUUCCCACCUAUUUAUCUACUUGCACUUUGUGCUUUCGAACUGCUAGGCUGGCAGGAGCAGGGACCGAGCAACGGGAGCUCACCCUGUCACGGGGAUUCAAACUGCUGACCUUCUGAUCGGCAAGCCCUAGGCUCUAUGGUUUAACCCACAGCACCACCCAUGUCCCAGAAGAAAGGUACUGUUAAGUAUUUGGGAGAUAGAUAGAUAGAUGAUAGAUAGAUGGAUGAUAGAUACAGAUGAGAAUGAAUGAAGACAAUGUGUUUCUCUCCCUUGAGCCCAAAAGAGGGUUCAGUCCUUUUUGUUUUCAAAACUCUUUCAUAGCAAUGCAUAGGUUAUUAAUCCAUAACUUCCACCUACUUUCCCCAAUACCAUUUAUUCUUUGUGUAAUACACUUACAAUACAAAUGCAAUACAAAUACUCACUGGAUUGCUUGACAAACUCUUAAGGCACAAAAUAAUAAGCCUAAUUGGUGGCAAAAAUGGCUGAGAACCAAUGAAGUAUAGUGGUUAGAGUGCCAGGCUAGUACUGGAGAGACCUGGGUUCAAAUCCCAACUCAGCCAUGAAGCUCAAGGUUGAGACAUUUCUUCAGAAACAAUCUUAUUUGCAUCACAGGAUGUUUGUGAGAAUAAAAUGAAGAGGGGGAAGCAGUCCACCUCCUUGAAGGAAGGGUUGGAUAAAAGCAUGGUAGAUAAUAAAGUAAAAUGACCUCCAUAGGCUUUAGCAGGAACAAUGGUCAGGCAUAAGGAAGGAUUAAGCAUGAUGGAUAAAUAAGGUAAGAACAGCCACUGAGGGUUUUUCCAGGAACAAUGGACAGGCAUAGGAAAGAUUAAUCAUGGAAGGUUUUAACAAUGUAUUUGGAUGGCAUGCAUACUUAUGGUAUGAUAAGGUCAAAGCACACAAAGCAUUUAAAAAUCAUAUUGUUAGGAAAGCAUUGUUUAAUGUCUGGAUAAGAUACAAAGACUUAUUGGAAAAUAAAACCCCAAGGUGGCUGUCACCAAUGGAAGCAAAAGCUCUGAAAAGGCUCAAUAUGGAGGCCAAAUGGCCGACAUAUUGGGAAAUUUUGGAGCAAGAAGGAGAUAAAUUGAGACUGCAGAGUUUUGAAAAAUUAAAAAUAAAGUGAGAGAUUGGCUCCACUACUAUCAGAUAAUGGAGGCAUAUAAUUUGGAUAAGAAAAUAGGCUUCCAAGUGGAAAAGUCAAAAUUAGAAACAGAAUUGUUAGAACCCAAAACUAAAAAUUUGUCAAGAAUGUAUAACUUGCUGUUGAAAUGGAAUACUCAGGAUGAAACGGUGAAAUCUGCUAUGAUUAAAUGGGCACAAGAUGUUGGACAUAAUAUUAUGUUCGCUGACUGGGAACAGUUAUGGACCACAGGUAUGAAGUUUACGGCAUGUAAUGCCUUAAGAGAGAAUAUUAUGAAAAUGAUAUACAGGUGGUACAUGACCCCAGUCAAGCUUGCAAAAAUUUAUCAUUUGCCCGAUAAUAAAUGUUGGAAAUGUAAAGAAACUGAAGGUACAUUCUUUCACCUUUGGUGGACGUGCCCAAAGAUUAAGGCUUUCUUGGAAAUGAUAUAUAAUGAACUGAAAAAGGUAUUUAAAUAUACCUUUCUGAAGAAACCAGAGGCCUUUCUCUUGGGCAUUGUCGGCCAACUGGUGCCAAAGAAGGACAGAACCUUUUCAUGUAUGCUACAACAGCAGCAAGAAUACUUAUCGCAAAGUAUUGGAAGACACAAGAUCUACCCACUUUGGAAGAAUGGCAGAUGAAGGUGAUUGACUACAUGGAAUUGGCGGAAAUGACUGGCAGAAUCCGAGACCAGGGAGAAGAGUCGGUGAAAGAAGACUGGAAAAAAUUUAAGGACUAUUUACAGAAAUAUUGUAAAAUUAAGGAACUUUAGAAGGAUGCUGGAUAGAAAUUAAGAGGUUUUUAGCUGUAAUGCUUUAAGAGACAUGGGGAAAAGGGUUAACAAUUGGGUAAAAGAUUAAUGGUAAGGAUUUGCUGAACCAACAAACUGAAUUGGAAUACAAAGAAGGGAGGUAUGAGGAGGUCUGGGGAAAUAAGAGUAAGGAAGAUAGGUUAUGGAACAUUAUUGUGUUUUUAACUGUUUUAUUUUGUAUGUUUUUUCUUACUUUUUGCUUUUUUGCUGUAAUUUACACUUUUUUCUUUGUUUUCUGUAUUUUUGUGAAACUUUAAUAAAUAUCAUUUUAAAAAAAAAAAGGAAAGAUUAAUCAUGGCCUUCACACUCUCUUCAAAAGAUUCUAAAAUUGUGGAUCGUCUUGAUGGAGUCAAGCUUGCCAGAUAGCCCUGUCAGUUCAAUGGUAGAACUCCCCCAAACCAAAUUGAAUUAUAGUAUCCAAUUAAGUAUUUAGGAGUGUUCCCUAUGUAGGCUUCAUGAUUAUCAUGUUUGGUUUUUCACCAAUGAGCAGCUAACACUCUUGCUUUUAUCUCCUUUUUAGAGAGAAAUCCAACCAACCGGACAAAAGGAAGAAGCUUUAUUGGUCAUAAGGUCAAUGCAAGCGACACCUCUAAAGAUGCAUACACUGUGGAUGCUUUUGCAGCCAAAAUCCUCACUGGCAAAUUGACUACAGUCUUCCUUCCCACGGUCUACAUUCUAGUGUUCAUCAUUGGCUUGCCAAGCAAUGCUAUGGCUCUGUGGGUCUUCUUCUUGAGAACGAAAAAGCGGCACCCAGCAGUGGUCUAUAUGGCUAACCUGGCAAUGGCGGAUCUCCUCUUCGUUAUCUGGUUCCCUCUGAAGAUUGCAUACCAUAUUAAUGGCAAUAACUGGAUCUAUGGCGAAGGCUUGUGCAAAGUACUCGUUGGGUUCUUCUAUGGAAACAUGUACUGCUCUAUCCUUUUUAUGACAUGCCUCAGCGUACAAAGGUAUUGGGUGAUUGUGAACCCCAUAUUGCACUCAAGAAAGAAGUCGGAAAUUUCUGUGGGGAUUUCAGCUGCAAUAUGGGUACUCAUCCUCCUUGGCACCAUUCCAUUGUAUCUCGUUGACCAAACUGUUUAUGUUUCUAACCUGAACAUCACCACUUGUCAUGAUGUCCUGCCUCAUGCAGUGUUGGCUAAAGACAUGUACAACUACUUCCUUUCUCUAGCAAUUGGAGUUUUCUUAUUCCCUGCUGUUCUCACCACUGUUUCCUACGUCCUCAUGAUAAAGACUCUGAACGCUUCCAUUACAGAUGAGAACAUUGGGAAGAAACGGAAAAGAGCCAUCAAGUUCAUCAUUACUGUGCUUUCCAUGUACUUGAUCUGUUUUUUGCCCAGUAAUGUUCUGCUCGUGUUACACUACGCCCAGAUCACAACCCACAACACCAGUAAUGUAUAUGCCUUGUACAUUGUAGCGUUGUGCCUUUCUUCCCUAAACAGCUGCAUCGAUCCAUUUGUCUAUUACUUCAUUUCAAAGGACUUUAGGGACAACCUUAAAAACGCACUCCUCUGUCGAAGCGUGCGCACUACAAGGAGGAUGCAAGUCUCUCUCUCGUCAAACAGAUACCCAAGGAAGUCCCCCUCUUAUUCCUCCGGUUCACAGACUACGAAGUCAACCUACUAAAUUUAUAUUUGGAUGGAAGUUUGGUCUCCUGUUGGCAAUGAAAAACUGAACAGUGUUUGCCUUACAGAACUUCAUAAGAACUUCCAAACUGCUGUAUCCUUCCAUCUUUCCUGUGGGAUGGAAAAACCAAAAGCAGCUGGCCUGAUACUUGCGCCAAACAAAUCAUCAGGCUUCUGCUUCUGUAGACAAGUUAGUUGGUUUUAAAGGGAACCUUCAGCGUAAAUGCUGAUAGCCACUGCUAGUUCCCAGGCUUAUUGUUAUGGUCUUAUGUAAUCACUAAUCUUCAGUAAUAAUUAAAAGGUUUGCGUUUUGAGGGUCACAGUCCUUCAUGAGAUAAGUCUUACAACACACAUGUAGCAGUUUGUAGACAGAUGAUUCAGUUAUGUUUGCCAAAUCUCAAGGCCCUAUUGUAUUACUGAUGUCCAAGUGAGUAUUGUUUGCACUGAGAUAGAUAUAGAUAUAUAUCUAAGGUUUUUUUAUAUAUAUAAUUUAUAGACAACUCUUUAUAUUUUGAAUAUGCUGUGAAUAUGCAAUGAGACCAAUAAUGUAGUCUCAGUGUAACAUGCAAUUAUGUGCUUUUUUCAGAAAUGUACUUUGCAGUAAUUUUGUUUCCAAUAUUUUAAACUUUUUAUAAAGUGGUGCUUUUAAUAAACUCCGAUUUUUGUCUAUUACGUUUAAGGUAUUACUAUUGUCUCAAAAAGCAUUAAAGCAGGGGUGGGAAACCUCAUACCAUGGAGCCCAAAUGUGGUCCUCCAGACCUCUCUGGACUCUUCCCAAGUGGCACCCCUGCAACUUGUUCUGCCCAUGAACUGAGCCAAGGUAGGGUGCCUUGUGAUAUUUGUAUACUCUGCUCACAGGUAACAAACUGACCAAUGACCUUUCCGUUCAGCAAGUUCUUAAAUGUGGAUUAUAUGAGGGACUAUGGGAUCCAGUUUGAAAAAUAAAUUUGCAGAUUUUCAAAAGGACUUAUUGGCCACAUUUGCACAUCAUGCUAAGCCAAACGGUCUGCCUUCUGCAAUGGUGAUUGCAGCCACUUUGUUCCUCCCUGGUUCUUUUAGCUCUGCAUAAUGCAGCAGCUAAGCUCUGCCUGUUAUAAAAAACAGGAAUUGUGCUUAAGUUCUUUUUUUCUAACCAUGAUCUGUAGCCAAGGUUUUUUCUCGGGUACAGAUCAUGGUUAAGGAGGACUUCAGUGACUAGUAUGCAUGACACACACUAAGCCAAACCUGAGCUAAAAGAAUUUGUCAGGAACAAAGCAAGAGUGAGCUUUGCAUGAACUAAUAUGUUUGCACAGUCCUGCUAAGCCAUAGUUUGGUUCAAUGAGGCCCUUCUUCAUGUGUCUCCUCCAUGAGAGGUCCAAAAGGUGACAACACAAAACAGGGCCUUUUCUGCAGUGGCUCCACAUUUGUGGAAUGCUCUCCCCAGGUAAGUUCGACUGGCAGCUUCAUUAUACAGCUUUAGGUGCCAGGCGAAAACAUUCCUUCAACCAGGCCUUUGGCUGAUUAACAUCAAUACCCUUUUAAAUGAGUUUGUGGGAGGGGGGUUAUUGGUUUGUUUUUGUUCUUACUAUGUAUUUUGUGUUUUUUAUCUUACAAUUUUAUGUUGUGAACCUCCCUGAGAUCUACGGAUGAAGGGCUGUAUACAUUUUUUAAAAAAAACAAGAAUAAUAAACAUAAUUAAAGUGUUAUGC